AUCCCAUAUGUUAAAACUGGGUUUUGGUCAUAAACCCUAAUCCGAAUCUUCAAUCCCGAACGAGCUUCACCCUCUAUUCCAAACAGGUAAUUCUUCCCUCUAAUCUUUACUCUCUUUAUCUUUGUAUUAAUUUCUAUCAAUACUUGAAAAUUUGAAAUGGAACCUCUGCUUCUGCUUGCUUCACACAAAGCUUCAAUAUCAACCUCUUUCCCCCUGUUUCUCCCUUACAAAUCCGCAUUUCACCGCAAACCAAAGCUUUCUACGAAAUCCCAUUUCCGUCCCUUAAACGAAGUUUCAGAAAAGACGCCAUUUUGGGGCCAAAGUUUGGUUUUUCCAGAUAAGGGUUUUACUUCCUUGGGUAAUCUGAGAAAAACCCAUGUCCCUUACGAGCCGGUAAGAGCUGCAGUUAAGAGAAGAAAAGAGGUUCCUUUUGAUAACGUGAUUCAAAGGGACAAGAAGCUUAAAUUGGUGUUGAAGAUAAGGAAGAUUCUAGUGAGUCAACCUGAUAGAAUCAUGUCACUUAGGUCAUUGGGGAGGUAUAGAAGAGACUUAGGUCUUGAGAAAAGGCGCAGAUUUAUUGCUUUAUUGAGGAAGUUUCCUGGAGUGUUUGAAAUCAUGGAAGAGGGGGCCUAUUCAUUGAGGUUUAGAUUGACACCUGAAGCUGAAAAGCUAUAUUUGAAUGAGUUGAGAGUCAGGAAUGAAAUGGAAGGCUUGUUGGUUGUUAAGUUGAGGAAGUUACUGAUGAUGUCAAUGGAGAAGCGGAUUCUGUUGGAGAAGAUUGCUCAUUUGAGGACUGAUCUUGGGCUUCCUUUAGAGAUUCGUGACACAAUUUGUCAGCGAUACCCUCAGUAUUUUCGUGUUGUUCAAACUGAACGAGGCUCUGCUUUGGAAUUAACUCAUUGGGAUCCCGAGCUUGCAGUAUCAGCUGCUGAACUAGCUGAAGAGGAAAAUCGAGCUAGAGAGUUGGAGGAGAAAAACUUGAUUAUAGAUAGACCACUUAAGUUCAAUAGAAUUAAGCUUCCCAAAGGUCUUAAUCUUUCUAAGGGUGAAACGAGAAGGCUAUGUAAGUUUCGGGACAUGCCUUAUAUAAGCCCUUAUUCAGACUUUUCAGGAUUGAGAUCGGGAACACCAGAGAAGGAAAAGCAUGCCUGUGCUGUUGUACAUGAGAUGUUGAGCCUAACUGUUGAGAAGAGAACUCUUGUUGAUCACCUCACUCAUUUUCGAGAGGAGUUUAGAUUCUCUCAGCAACUUCGAGGGAUGAUAAUAAGGCACCCUGAUAUGUUCUAUGUGUCUUUGAAAGGGGAUAGGGAUUCUGUUUUCCUCAGGGAAGCUUAUCGCGACUCUCAAUUGAUAGAUAAGGAUCCACUAUUGCUUAUUAAAGAAAAAUUCCGCUCUCUUGUUGCCAUUCCUAGGUUCCCAAAAAGGGGUAGUUUGAAGAAAGACGAUGAUAGGAAUGAAGAAAGUGAUAUGCCGGAGGAGGCAAGUGAUGAGGAAGGAGAAGAAUGGUCUGAUAUGGAUAGUUAUCUGAGUGAUGGUGGGUUUGAUGAUGCUGAGGGUGGCAAAGAUGGUGAUGACUAUGAGGAUGAUUGGAGUGACGAAGAUGAUGAUGAUGAUGCACCACCAGAUUUCGAUGAAGAUGAUGAGCCUGUUAAUGUUAGAUUGAGCAACCGAACUAAACAAGAUGCUUUCUUGGCUAAGAAAGAAGAAAAUCGUGUUCCUGUAUUUCCUGAUGGUCGGCCAAGAGAGCGAUGGUAAAAAGAUACCAAAUUUGCUAUAAAUUGGAGACUUCCCCUCCGUUUGACCCCAAAAUAGUUGCUUAUCCAUGUUUGGUUUCAAAAGGCUGGGUUUGGCUGGAGAAAGAAUCCAGUUUACUGUUUGAUUCAAUGCCAAAUCUUGUUUCUUGUAAGCUUGGAGCAAUUUAUCCCUUUGUUCAUAUAUAUGAGACAUCACCGGUGAUCUAAACGGAAAUAUUCAGGUGAUUUGUUCUUGUUU
This is a messenger RNA of Hibiscus syriacus, 1992 nucleotides long. RefSeq names its product protein WHAT'S THIS FACTOR 1 homolog, chloroplastic-like. The record is from RefSeq and is a predicted model, not a curated record. Gene Ontology annotation, molecular function: RNA binding. Lineage: Eukaryota; Viridiplantae; Streptophyta; Magnoliopsida; Malvales; Malvaceae. The transcript has a single exon. The coding region runs from base 157 to 1755 and encodes 532 amino acids.